Globicephala melas (long-finned pilot whale) is the source of this 7506-nucleotide messenger RNA. RefSeq names its product ring finger protein 19A, RBR E3 ubiquitin protein ligase (gene RNF19A). NCBI's taxonomy places the organism in Eukaryota, Metazoa, Chordata, Mammalia, Artiodactyla, Delphinidae. Gene Ontology annotation, cellular component: ubiquitin ligase complex; cytoplasm. Gene Ontology annotation, biological process: positive regulation of proteasomal ubiquitin-dependent protein catabolic process; protein polyubiquitination; ubiquitin-dependent protein catabolic process. Gene Ontology annotation, molecular function: zinc ion binding; ubiquitin conjugating enzyme binding; ubiquitin protein ligase activity. The record is from RefSeq and is a predicted model, not a curated record.
GGGAGAAUGGCAGUUGCGGCGCUGGUUCCCGGGAACAGCAGUCAAGACAGAACUGCGGAGGAGGAGUCCGGGAAAGCGGCAGUCUGGACCCCUCCUCUCCGUUCCCCCCGCCCCAGCACAGAGGCGCCUUGGCGGGUCUGAGGAACCCUCCUCCGUACUUCCUUUGGCUGCUGCCGCCGCCAGGAGAUGGGCCUGCUCGCCCGCAGCCCUGCGCCCGGCGUCUCCCUGAGGAGUUGAAGAACAUCUGUGAUAAGUCUACCAUAAAUUGAACUCCUUCAAGAAUUCUCUGAAGGAACCAAAUAGGAUUUUCUUACAUCAUGACUUAAUCUGAAUGCAAGAACAAGAAACAGGUUUUAUCUCUAAAUAUAAUGAAGGGCUGUGUGUAAACACAGACCCUGACUCAAUUCUAAUGAGCAUUUUAGACAUGAGUUUACAUCGGCAAAUGGGUUCAGAUCGAGAUCUUCAGUCUUCUGCUUCAUCUGUGAGCUUGCCUUCAGUCAAAAAGGCACCCAAAAAAAGAAGAAUUUCAAUAGGCUCUCUGUUUCGGAGGAAAAAGGAUAACAAACGUAAAUCAAGGGAGCUAAAUGGCGGGGUGGAUGGAAUUGCGAGUAUUGAAAGUAUACAUUCCGAAAUAUGUACUGAUAAGAACUCCAUUUUCUCUACAAAUACCUCCUCUGACAAUGGAUUAACUUCUAUCAGCAAACAAGUUGGAGACUUUAUAGAGUGCCCCUUGUGCCUUUUACGGCAUUCUAAAGACAGAUUUCCUGAGAUAAUGACUUGUCAUCAUAGAUCUUGUGUGGAUUGCUUACGACAAUACCUAAGGAUAGAAAUUUCUGAAAGUAGGGUUAAUAUCAGUUGCCCAGAAUGUACUGAACGGUUUAAUCCCCACGAUAUUCGCUUGAUAUUAAGUGAUGAUGUCUUGAUGGAAAAAUAUGAAGAAUUUAUGCUUAGACGGUGGCUCGUUGCAGAUCCUGAUUGUAGGUGGUGUCCAGCUCCAGACUGUGGGUAUGCUGUGAUAGCAUUCGGAUGUGCUAGCUGUCCAAAAUUAACUUGUGGGCGAGAAGGCUGUGGAACAGAGUUUUGCUACCACUGUAAACAGAUUUGGCACCCCAAUCAGACCUGUGAUGCUGCUCGACAGGAGAGAGCCCAGAGUUUACGUCUGAGAACUAUACGUUCUUCGUCCAUUAGUUAUAGUCAAGAGUCUGGAGCAGCAGCUGAUGAUAUAAAACCAUGUCCACGGUGUGCUGCUUAUAUAAUAAAGAUGAAUGAUGGGAGUUGUAAUCACAUGACAUGUGCUGUCUGUGGUUGUGAGUUUUGUUGGUUGUGUAUGAAAGAAAUCUCGGAUUUACAUUAUCUAAGUCCAUCAGGAUGUACUUUUUGGGGGAAGAAACCCUGGAGCCGAAAGAAGAAAAUAUUGUGGCAGCUGGGAACACUUGUUGGUGCUCCCGUAGGAAUUGCUUUAAUAGCUGGCAUUGCUAUCCCUGCCAUGAUUAUUGGCAUUCCUGUAUAUGUGGGCCGUAAGAUUCACAAUCGAUAUGAAGGCAAGGAUGUUUCAAAGCACAAACGGAAUUUGGCCAUAGCAGGUGGUGUAACAUUGUCUGUAAUCGUAUCUCCAGUUGUAGCUGCAGUAACUGUAGGUAUUGGUGUUCCUAUUAUGUUAGCUUAUGUCUAUGGUGUUGUUCCGAUUUCUCUCUGUCGAAGCGGAGGUUGUGGGGUCUCAGCAGGCAAUGGAAAAGGAGUCAGGAUUGAAUUUGAUGAUGAAAAUGAUAUAAAUGUUGGUGGGACAAACACAGCUGUAGACACAACUUCAGUAGCAGAAGCAAGACACAACCCUAGCAUAGGGGAGGGAAGUGUUGGUGGUUUGACCGGCAGUUUGAGUGCAAGUGGAAGCCACAUGGAUCGAAUAGGAGCCAUCCGGGACAACCUGAGUGAAACGGCCAGCACCAUGGCGCUCGCUGGAGCCAGUAUCACAGGGAGUCUGUCAGGAAGUGCCAUGGUAAACUGUUUUCACAGGUUGGAAGUACAAGCAGAUGUACAGAAAGAACGGUACAGCCUAAGUGGAGAAUCUGGCACAGUCAGUUUGGGAACAGUUAGUGAUAAUGCCAGCACCAAGGCAAUGGCAGGAUCCAUUCUGAAUUCCUACAUCCCAUUGGACAAAGAAGGCAACAGUAUGGAGGUUCAGGUAGAUAUCGAGUCAAAGCCAUCCAAAUUCAGGCACAACAGUGGAAGCAGCAGUGUGGAGGAUGGCAGUGCCACCCGAAGUCAUCCUGGGGGUUCAUCCAGUGGCUUGCCUGAAGGUAAAUCCAGUGCCACCAAGUGGUCCAAAGAAGCAGCAGCAGGAAAGAAAUCAAAAAGUGGUAAAUUGAGGAAAAAGAGUAACAUGAAGAUAAAUGAGACCAGAGAGGACAUGGAUGCACAGUUGUUAGAACAGCAGAGUACGAACUCAAGUGAAUUCGAGGCACCAUCCCUCAGUGACAGUAUGCCUUCUGUAGCAGAUUCCCACUCUAGUCAUUUUUCUGAAUUUAGUUGUUCUGACCUAGAAAGCAUGAAAACUUCUUGUAGUCAUGGUUCCACUGAUUAUCACACCCGCUUUGCUACUGUUAACAUUCUUCCUGAGGUAGAAAACGACCGUCUGGAAAAUUCCCCCCAUCAGUGUAGCAUUUCUGUGCUUACUAAAACUGCUUCAUGUUCAGAAGUUCCACAGUUGAAUCAUAUUGCUGAAGAACAUGGCAACAGUGGUAUAAAAACCAAUAUUGAUUUAUAUUUUGGCAGUGCACUAAAAGAAGCAAAUAACAACCACUCACAUCAGACAGUGGAAUUAAAAGUUGCAAUUCAGACUGAUAUAUAGACCUACAAAUGCUGCAAAAUAAUUACCACUUGAAAAACAUUGUUUGGAGCUGGUUGAACUGCACGUGACUAUUUUAAGUUUCAAGUUGCCAGCAAACGCUGGGUUGCAUCAUCAUAAUGCAGAUACAUUUUCUGUGUUCAACAAAGCAUUGUGUUUCAUGUGGAUCUUAAUUACCAAACUAUGAAAUGAAGGCUUUAAAAGUGCAUUAUUGUAAGGACAGUAAUUCUUAAGAGAAUUAUGUUUUGUGUGUUUGCCACAAAACAUUGCUUGAAGCACAUACUUGUGUAUUUAGAUAGAAAUUUGGCUUAAUUUAUAAUCAAUAUAAAAUACUAAUGCAGUUCUACAGCAUUCUUAUGAAGAGAACUUGAGGCUUAGGGCUAAGUGGUUAGUGACAUUUUAUUGAAACCACUAAAAGAUACUGUUUAAAGAACCUUGCAGGUUACUCGCAGUAUAUGAUACACUUUGUAACAUUUAUGUUCAUAACUGGGCAUAAAUUUCAUUUUUUUCUUCAUAUGCAGUGUGGAUAUAUACAGCUUAAUGCAGCCCAUUUGCUACCAUUUGGAUACUUAGACACUUUGAGCAAGAUUGUGGCAGUUUUUGCACAACUUUGAAAUAGAAACACCUGGUACCCUAUAUAUCUUGUAUACUGUUGCCAUCUUAGAAGAAAAGUGUAAAAGUAGGUAAUUAAGUAUACUGACAGCACCAAAUAAAAUAUAUAAAACUGCAAAAUAAAAUUCCAUUAGUUUAUAAGUAUUACAAAAAAGUCACCUUUCAUUAAGGGGAAGUUUGCACCCCACUGAUUCUUGGUGCCUUCAGAAUAGAGUAGAUUUUAAGGGCCUACUUGUUUGAGGGUUUUGCUGUAUUGUUUUCCAUAAUGUCCUCUCUAGCCACCUUGGAUUAUGUAGAAAAAUACAGGGUAGAGAAACAUAAAUAUGAUUAACAGUAACAAUGCUGAAAAAGUAUUAGCCUACCAAAGACACACUCAGGCUUUAGUGAAUAACUUUACAUAACCUCAGUUUUUAGCACAUGUAUAUCUUCUCCAAUCAUGAAAUCAAAGCACGGUGCAGAGUUUGUACCAAGUACUAAGGAGGGGUCUGUAUAUGGCUGGCUUUAUUUUCCUUUGCUUUUGUUUAUGGAAGAUGUUCAGCUGACAUAAACAGAAGUUGGCCAAAAUAUUGCCUAUACUGUUAACUUCCAGUAUAAUUCACUUAAAUAAAACAGGCUAACCUCAGUUAAAAUAUUCCAUCUUAUGUGUUUCUUUUAAGUAUUACCAUUAUGGUGCUACAGAGCUUUUUCUUUUGAUAAAAAGAAAAAUGCCAUGGGCUGCAGUCUUCUUUCAUCAUUUUUCUCACCAGGCCCAUUAAUAUGCUUAUAACACUAGUGCCAGUUAUUUUAUUUUAUAAUGCUUAUUAUGGUAUUUGUAUAUUUGUCUGCAUUCCAAUUUUGUUCAAUAGUGAGUGUGUAAACUGCAUACAUGAAAUAAAUGUAAAUACUAAUGUAUCGCUGCCUAUGGUUUGUGCACUGACAUUUUUAUAAGAACAGGAAUAUUCAUUUGCCAUGUGGCAAAUUCGUAAAUAUUGCAAGCCACUGAGAGGAUUCUGCAUUCUAGUCUCAGCCUAGAGGGAAGCAUCUGCUGAACUUCUCAACAAACAGUAUUAGAAACUAUCCUUUCUUCAUGUCGAAUACCUGCCUUUCCUCCAGAAAGAAGCUGCUUUAUUCAUCAACAUAAAUUCAUUUCUUUAAAGUAUGUUGGUUGAAAAGUAAAUAGAGCUGUCAUUAAAUUGUGAAGAGAUAAGCAUUAUAAAUCCUCAUCUUAAAAGAAAAGUAGGGUUUCCCUGGUGGUGCAGUGGUUAAGAAUUUGCCUGCCAAUGCAGGGGACACGGGUUUGAGCCUGGUCCAGGAAGAUCCCACAUGCCGCGGAGCACCUAAGCCCGUGCACCACAACUACUGAGCCUGCACUCUAGAGCCCGUGAGCUACAACUGCUGAGCCCGUGUGCCACAACUACUGAGCCCGUGCACCUAGAGCCUAUGCUCUGCAACAAGAGAAGCCACUGCAAUGAGAGGCCCAUGCACCACAACGAAGAGUAGCCCCCGCUCGCCGCAACUAGAGAAAGCCCGUGUGCAGCAACGAAGACCCAAUGCAGCCAAAAAUAAAUAAAUUUGUAAAAUAAAAACAAAGAUUAAAAAAAAAGAAGAAAAGUAAAAAGGUCUUAAAAGACUUUUAAGAGAUUCUACUCUGGCAACAUUAGAUUAUGAAACUAGAGCCAUUUAAAUUCAAGCUAAUAAUUGUAAUGAAACGCUUUCUAUUCUCAUAGCCUCUAUAAAAUACAUAGAUGGUUUUUCUGUUUUCCUGUUACAUAGUUAAUACUUCAUGAAAAUAAUAUAUAUGAAUAUGUUGACUGCCUGCUUGACAUUUCUGUAAAAAAGCUAAAGAGUAAAUGGAAAGCUAAAUGAUCUUAGGAGGAAUACAGCAAAGGCGGUGCUGAGUUAGGAGGCCUGUGCAGUCGGUGCACCCCAUCCCUCUCCUGGUUGUACCCCAACCAGUACUGCCUCAGUCUCACUUUAAAAAUGACCUAAUCCUUUCAACUGACUUAAGAAGUUCCUUCAAACCUGGAUUAAUUAAGGACCAAACCAGAUUCCUCUGGAGCUCAACCUUGGGCUAUCAUAGCAUAAGAGAACACUCCACAGUUCAAGACAGGCCUUAACACAUCAAAAUCUUUUAAAAGCCCUUUACACUUUGCUUUCUUUAAGGGGAAAAUCGCAUAGUGGUGAGAGAAAGAAUACACAGAUAGUGAUCAUAUACUCUACUGUUUAUUGUGUGGGCUACCAGUUUAACUGAAUUCUCUUAAAUGUACAAAUUUCCAGCUUCAGAGCACUGAGUUAGUAAGCUUUUUAUGUUAAAUUUAUACAAUUCAUCUUAUUUUCACCAGAAAUUGGGUUAAUUUGUAAAUACGUAAGAUUUUCCAUAGUAUAUUGUCUAGUUAGAUACAAAUUUUGGAGAACUUCCCCAUGAUGAUGGAGAAGGAAGACUAAACUCACCUCCUCCCACGGGCACACCAAAAUUACAAUGAUUUACAGAGUAAUUAUCUAUGAAAAUGACCCGAAGACUAGCAGAUAAGAUUUUCCACAGCUAAAGAUAUAAAGAAGGGGCCACAACAGAUGCGUAGAAGGCGUGGAGACUCGGUAUAGUCAGGACUCACACCCCCAGGUCAGUGACCCACAAAUGGGAGGAAUAUCACAAGCACAGAGGUCCUCCCCAAGGAAUGAGGGGUCUGAGCCCCAUGUUGGGCUCCUAGCCCAGGAGUUCUAUGUCAAAAGAUGAGCCCCCAGGACAUCUGGUUUUGAAAAUAGGGCUUUUUAAAAACAUGCUGAUUCUAAAAAGCAGAGCUUAUGUUUGAGAGCUGGAGGGCUGUAGGAUAGAGAGACUCUGCUCUUAGAGGGCACAUGCAAAGUCUCACGUGCUCAGAGUCCCAAUGCAGAGGGAGAAAUUCGAAAGGAGCCCAGGUACUAGACCCAUGCGCUUUUGCACAGCAAAGGAAACCAUCUAUCAAGUGAAAAGGCAGCCUACUGAGUGGAAGGAGAUGUUUGCAAAUGAUAUGUGUGAUAAGAGGUUAAUAUCCAAAAUAUAUAAAGAACUCAUACAACUGAAUAUCAAAAAAAAUUCCGUUAAAAAAAUGGACAGAGGACCUGAAGAGACAUUUUUCCAGAAAAGACAUACAGAUGGCCAACAGGCACAUGAAAAGAUGCUCAACAUCACUAUCAUUAGGGAAAUGCAAAUCAAAACCACAGUGAGAUAGCCCCUCACAUCUGUCACAAUGACUGUAAUCAAAAAGACAACAAAAACAAAUAACAAGUAUUGGCGAGGAUGUGGAGAAAAGGGGACCAUCCUGCGCUGUUGGUAGGAAUGUAAAUUGGUACGGCCACCAUGGAGAACAGUAUGGAGGCCCCUCAAGAAACUGAAAGUGGAAUUACCAAAUGAUCCAGCAAUUACAGUUCUGGGUAUUUUUCUGAAGAACCAAAAACACUAAUUUGAAAAGAUAUAUGCACCGCUAUGUUCAUAGCAGCAUUAUUUACAAUAGGCAAGAUAUGGAAGCAAUCUAAGUGCCCAUCAGUAGGUGAAUGGAUAGAGAAGGUGUGUGUGUGUAUGUGUGUAUAUACACACAUACACACACACACAUACACAUAGUGUUGGCCAAAAGUUCAGGUUUUUCCAUGUGAAUAUAAGCCAUAAAGAAGAAUGAAAUUGUGCCAUUUGCAGCAACAUGGAUGGAUGUAUAGGGCAUUAUGCUAAGUGAGGUAAGUCAAAGACAGAUAUCAUAUGAUCUCACUUAUAUGUGGGAUCUAAAAAAGCAAAAUGAAAACAGACUCAGAUAAAGAGAACAAAUGGGUGGUUGCCAGAUUCAGGGGAAGGAGGGUGCUUUGGGCAAAGUAAGUGAUGAGGGUUAAAAGAUACAAACUUCCAGUUAUAAAAUAAAUGAGCCCCAGGGAUGUAAUAUACAUCAAAAAGAAUAUGGUCAAUAAUAUUGUAAUAACUUUGGAGACAGAUGGUUACUAGAUUUAUCAUAAUGAUCAUUUUGUAUGUAAAUGUCAAAUCACUAUGUAGUACACCUUAAACUAACAUAAUAUUGUAUGUCAACUAUAUUUCAAUUAAAAAUAAA